UUCAUCAGAGGAGGAAGUCUGGAGUGAGCCGCAGCAGCGAGAGCAACAGAGGGCAGCGAACGCGGAGAGAACCCCACAGAUAAACCACAGCGGAUUGAGAGAGAUCGGGCACAGCACACAUCCGUGGACAGUCACUGAGGCUCCGAUGAGUAGUUCCACGUUCUCCUGGUUGGGAGUCUUCGCCCUCCUGGUACAGGUUUGGAGCGGCGAGGGUUCACAGCGAUGCAAGGGGUUCGAUAAAAACACGUACGUUUUCGAGGUGGAGUCCCUGGCGGCGGGCCAAGUGCUUGGCAAAGUUCGCUUUAACUGUGGUCAACAAAAUGGCCUGGAAUUCCAUACGGAUGAUCCCCAUUUCCAAGUGGAAUCUGAUGGAAGGAUUCUUGUCAGUGAUGUACCAACAACAAACCAAACAAGUUUUAUUAUCACUGCAUUUAGCGAGGUAGCAGAUACAUGGGAAACGACUGUUCGUGUCCUAAUAAAUGGUGAAAAGGUGAAAGAUUCUGCAGGGGGUAAGUCAGAUGUGCCAGUGAUCAUGUGGCCUUCACGGUUUUCUCGUUCUGCGUUGAGACGACAGAAGCGAGAAUGGGUGAUUCCAGUCACCAAACAUCCAGAAAAUCAGCGAGGACCAUUUCCCAAGCUCCUUGUACAGAUCAAGUCCAAUCGGCAAAAAGAAAUACCAUUAACUUACUCUAUAACAGGCCCAGGAGCUGAUCAGCCACCUCUCAAUGUUUUUACUAUAAAUAAACUCACUGGUGAAAUUUUAGUGCAUCAACCUUUAGACAGAGAACGAAUAGCCAGAUACAGACUGUUAGCUCAUGCACUAGAUGCAGACGGGCAGGAGGUUGAAGAGGCAGUGGAUGUUUUCAUUGAGGUCAUUGAUAUGAAUGAUAAUAAGCCACAAUUUACUCUUCCAACUUUCUAUGGCAAGGUAGUAGAAGGAGCUACACCAGGGACUGCAUUCAUGAAUGUGACAGCCACAGAUGCAGAUGAGAAAGAUAAUGCUAAUUCUAUAAUCAAAUACUCCAUUGUGGGUCAAGAACCAACUAUACCUCAUCCACAUAUGUUUACAAUAAGUUCAACAAGUGGACUAAUCAGUGUGCUGCAUUCAGGUCUGGAUCGGGAGGAAGUGGAAAAAUACACACUUAUUGUUCAGGCAGCGGAUAUGGAAGGUGAUGGACUGAUAACCACUGCCACAGCAAUAAUCACUGUCACUGAUGGAAAUGAUAAUGCCCCAGAAUUUGUGACAUCAUCGGUUACUGUUGAAGUUCCUGAAAAUGAAGUGGAUUAUGUUGUGUCAAGACACCCUGUAACUGAUGCUGACCUGCGUUAUACACCUGCCUGGAAAGCAAAUUUCAGUAUAACCUUUGGGAACGAGAGGGGGCAAUUCGAUGUGAAGACAGACUUGGAGAAUAAUGGAGUCCUUAAAGUGAUUGAGCCCUUGGAUUUUGAGAAGAGCAGACAGCAUGUGGUGAUAAUUGAAGUAAGGAAUCAGAUACCUUUCACCGUUACGAUGCCACUCUCUUCAGCUACAGUAACCAUCAACGUGCUUGAUGUUAAUGAAGCACCAAUAUUUAAUCCAGAAAUCAAGAAAGACAAGCAGCCUGAGAAUCUACCAGUUGGGAGUACAGUAACUACUUGCAAAGCAAAGGACCCGGACAGUGCUCAGGAGCAAACCAUUAGUUACCGGAUGGGAAGUGACCCAGCAAGGUGGUUUGAAAUCGAGCCAGAGACUGGGAUCGUUAAACUCAUCAGCCAUAUGGAUAGAGAGUCAGAAUUUGUUAAAGAUAACAUUUAUGUUGCAACAGUCCUUGCUUAUGAUAAUGGGAGUCCACCUGCCACUGGUACUGGGACCAUUCAGCUGGAGCUUGAAGAUAUCAAUGAUAAUCCACCCAUUGCUACUUCACUUAUUAACCGCGUGUGCAAUGAAGAUCCUGUCCCUGUGAAUGUGACCAUUGUAGACAAAGACAUCCCACCCAACACUUCUCCUUAUGCAGUUAUGCUGGUUCAUGGAGCUGAGAAAAACUGGACUAUCGAAUCAACAGAGAGGGCUGACGUGAAGCUGUUAAAGCUGAAGAGAAAAAUUGAACCCAAUACAUAUGAAGUUCAUCUGAGAGUAACAGACGGCGGGACACCACAACUGUCUCAGGUCACAGGACUGCGAGUGGAUGUGUGCAACUGUGAAAAUGGUGCUUGUAAAGAGAGGAUUGCUGCUGCUUCCUUUGGUAUCCCUGGCAUUUUGGCUAUUCUGGGUGCUAUCUUGGCAUUGUUGAUUUUGGUGCUACUGCUCCUGCUUUUUGUAAAAAAGAGGCGAAGUGUCAAAAAGGAGCCAUUAUUACCCGAAGAGGACAUUCGGGACAAUGUUUACCAUUAUGAUGAAGAGGGUGGUGGUGAAGAAGACCAGGAUUAUGAUCUCAGCCAACUGCACCGGGGUCUAGACGCCAGACCUGAAGUUGUUCGUAAUGACGUGGUUCCUGUACUCUUGGCACCACAAUAUCGGCCACGUCCUGCAAACCCAGACGAGAUCGGCAACUUUAUUGAUGAGAACCUGAAGACUGCUGACAAUGAUCCAACUGCUCCUCCCUAUGAUUCCCUCUUGGUGUUUGAUUAUGAAGGUGGUGGUUCAGAGGCAGAAUCUUUAAGUUCAGUGAAUUCGUCCAACAACUCUGAUGCAGACCAGGACUAUGACCACUUGAACGAAUGGGGCCCACGCUUCCGGAAACUUGCUGAAAUGUAUGGCUACGGGGAGGAAUGAGGAGUUGGCAUUAAACAGACAUUUUAGAGACUUGUUUUUAACCACCUAAUGAUUGAAAAUAUGAGUGGAGCAUAGAGUGUAUGGCACACUGAGGUGGCAGGGAGAAUUGAAAUUACAUUCCAUUCGAUCCUGCAUUGGAACUUGACAAGAAGUUACUAAAUUGUUAGGAUGAAAAAACAAGCCUUUCUUGAGCUAACUGCAAUAAAUUAUUGCUCAAAGCUUUAUUUUCAUUAGUCCAUGACUCUCCUUUUUCAAUUUUCCCAAAGUAUAAAUGAGCCAAAGUUUAUUCAGUUUUAUAUUUUUUUCCUAUUAGGCUCUUGUUGCAAUACUCUACUGCUCAAAUAAUCUUUCUCUGCAGCUUUGAAUAAAAUUGAGAAUGUUAAUGAAGUUAAGGUUUUAAGUAUGCAAUAUUGUAUUCUAAAGGUAGUAUUGGUUUUAAAUGAUUUACAAAUCCAUAUGCAGAGUUUAAUGUGUAAUGUUUUUAAAGGCAUUGUGGAAUCAAAUUCUCACAGCUACUAGCCAAAAACUGCUUUACAUUGACAACAUAUGCAUUCUCAGGAAAUUUUAGGAGCUUUUAAGGAAAGCCCAAUUUUUAAAAAAUAAGAUUAUUUCCCUGUUUAUGUACUACUGACUGAGUAAAUAAAAAUGUUUUUAUUUUUUGCUAUGCCUGAAGCCUGGAUUUAUGAUUGGCAGGUAGGUUUUCAAUGCUUAAUAGAACUCUUGUAUUCAUAAGAGUAACUGCUGUAUAGUUUUAUAUUGAAUGUAAACUAUUGCAGUGGAUGCAGUUUAUUUGCAGCAUGUUCCCAAUCUGUAGUUGUAAAUGACAUUGUCUAACAGACUGAUCCAAUUCCACUGAUUUUUACCUCUGCCAUUGUAUACAGUGGAACAGAGAUGGAACAGCAUUUAGGAAUCCACAUAUUAGGCUCUCGAACGAAGUCCUCUAAAACGACAGAUUAAUUCCUGGUGUUGUCAACCACAGGCAUCAUCUUUCACUACCUCUAUUUUUUGUUGUCCCACCCGCCAAAAUCCCAUUAAACUCUUCAAUGCAUGCAAAGACAUUUGCUAAAGGAACAUUAAAUAGACCUGCAUCAGAAAAGCAAUGCAAACAUAUGACAUUCUGUGCUCCUUCCAUUUCUCUUCUACCCACAUGACUGGGCAAUUUGGAUCAAGGCUCAUGUAUGUACUUGCAGUUAAGCUUUGUGUGGACACCACAUGCUAAGUGUGCCUCCUGGAUGAUGACAUGAAAGAGCUUAAUAUUGUAGUUUAGUGCUAUCUUAAGUUGCAAGUCUUUUUCCUACUGUAACAUUUUAUAUUUGCUAGCUUGUCCUUAGUUGAGCAUAAAAUUUCUGAUUUCAAUUGAAAUACAGAAAUUUAGAUUGUAUGGAGUGGAGGCUGGUUGCACUUUCCUGGUGAUAGGGUUGAGUCAGUAAUAGCAGUUUUUCUAUCUUUCCAUUUCAAAAAUUUGACAACCAAAGCUAGUGUCUAUUUUUGUGCAUUUAAAGUUGACUGUAAAUUGUCUAAUUCUGAAGUGAAUUUUUUUUGUAUUAGUUUCAUAUUUGGCUGUUGCAAUUUAAUUGAGCUUUCACUGUUCGAGUGUACGUGCUUUAAAUAAACAUUUUUAGCAAAUAA
Pristis pectinata (smalltooth sawfish) is the source of this 4381-nucleotide messenger RNA. RefSeq names its product cadherin 31 (gene cdh31). Gene Ontology annotation, cellular component: cytoplasm; adherens junction; plasma membrane. Gene Ontology annotation, molecular function: calcium ion binding; cadherin binding. Lineage: Eukaryota; Metazoa; Chordata; Chondrichthyes; Rhinopristiformes; Pristidae. The transcript has 16 exons. The record is from RefSeq and is a predicted model, not a curated record. Bases 146 to 2752 code for a protein of 868 amino acids. Gene Ontology annotation, biological process: cell morphogenesis; homophilic cell-cell adhesion; adherens junction organization.